This is a messenger RNA of Solea senegalensis (Senegalese sole), 3519 nucleotides long. Its product is annotated as WD repeat-containing protein 7. Gene Ontology annotation, molecular function: protein binding. Lineage: Eukaryota; Metazoa; Chordata; Actinopteri; Pleuronectiformes; Soleidae. The record is from RefSeq and is a predicted model, not a curated record. Gene Ontology annotation, cellular component: cytoplasm. The coding region runs from base 178 to 3519 and encodes 1113 amino acids. The transcript has 24 exons.
GUCAUGUGAUUAGCUCACGGAUGUGAUCGGUUUGUCUCCCGAGCAGCAGCUAAAAUAAACCGACUCAAGAGAGAGUCCGUGUGGGUUUUUAUCGCGGAGGGAAACCUUCAUCGUCGCGCGUUUGUCCCGGAGGAAAUGUUUCAGUAGGACACGUUUAUUUUCUGACACGUCUCAAUAAUGUCGGGGAACAACCUGGUUUUACCCAUAGUGCUGUGGGGCCGCACAGCUCCCACCCACUGCAUCAGCAGUCUGCUGGUGAUGGACGACUUCAGCACCAUCAUCACCGGCUGCCACGAUGGACAGAUCUGUCUGUGGGACAUGACGCCAGAGCUGGAGAUUUGUCCCAGAGCCAUGUUGUUUGGACACACGGCGUCCAUCACGUGUCUCUCUAAAGCCAGCGCGUGCGGUGAUAAGCAGUACAUGGUCAGCGCGUCAGAGAGCGGGGAGAUGUGUUUAUGGGAUGUUAACGACGGACGCUGCAUUGAGUUCACAAAGCUGGCCUGUGCUCACACUGGCAUACAGUUCUAUCAGUUCACCAUCGGCACACAAAGGGAGGGACGACUGCUCUGUAACGGCCAUUACCCAGAAAUCCUAGUGGUGGACGCGACCAGCCUGGAGGUCCUGUACUCGCUGGUGUCCAAGAUCCUGCCCGACUGGAUCAGCUCCAUGAGCAUCAUCCGCUCCCACCGCACGCAAGAGGACACGGUGGUGGCGGUGUCAGUGACCGGGAUUCUGAAGGUGUGGAUCAUCACAGCUGAGGUCAGCAAGAUGCAGGACAUGGACCCCGUGUUUGAAGAAGAGUCCAAACCCAUCUACUGUCAGGGCUGCCAGAGCAUUUCCUUCUGCACCUUCACUCAGAGCAGCCUGCUGGUCGUCUGCUCCAAGUACUGGAGGGUGUUUGACGCGGGCGACUACUCGCUGCUCUGCUCGGUGCCCAGUGACACUGACCAGGUCUGGACCGGCGGAGAGUUCAUCGCCGCAGACAAAGUCAUCAUCUGGACCGAGGACGGCUGCAGCUACAUCUACAAGCUGCCCGCCAGUUGUCUUCCUGCUAGUGAACAUUUCCGCAGCGAUGUUGGGAAAACCAAAGAGGGUUCGAUCCCUCCUCUGGUGUACAGCAUCGCCAGCCGCUCAGACAAACAGCUCUUAAUCUGUCCUCCAGUGACUCGGUUCUUCUUCGGCCGUCGGGAGCCGUUUCACAAACUGCUGAUUCAGGGAGACUCGUCAGGUCGACUGUCGCUGUGGAGCAUCCCAGAAUCUUCACCUCUGCAGCCGCCGUCCAUCCCUGCUGCUCCUGCUGCUGCUGAGCUGCCGGCGUCGACCACCGUCAGCCUCCAGGAGGCGUUUGAUAAACUCACCCCAGUGUCUGCUGGAAUCAUCGACCAGCUCAGUGUUCUGCCCGGCAAAGAAGAACCAGUCAAGGUGACGGCCAGCGUCUACAUCCCCUCUCAAGGUCGUCUGGUGUGCGGCAGAGAAGACGGCAGCAUCAUCCUGGUUCCUGCCACGCAGACCGCCAUCGUUCAGCUGCUGCAGGGAGAGCACAUGCUCCGCAGAGGCUGGCCGCCUCACCGUACGCUGCGCGGUCACAGGAACAAGGUGACGUGCGUCUUGUAUCCGUACCAGAUCUCCCCGCGCUACGACCAGCGCUCGCUGGUGUCCGGCGGUGUGGACUUCUCCGUCAUCGUCUGGGACAUCUUCACCGGCGAGAUGAAGCACAUCUUCUGUGUGCACGGAGGGGAGAUCACUCAGCUCAUCAUCCCGCCGGAAAACUGCAGCACUCGCGUGCAGCACUGCGUCUGCUCGGUGGCCAGCGAUCACUCGGUCGGGCUGCUGAGCCUCAGAGAGAGGAAGUGCAUCAUGCUGGCGUCGCGCCACCUCUUCCCCAUCCAGGUCAUCAAGUGGCGUCCGGCCGACGACUACCUGGUGGUGGGAUGUUCUGACGGCUCCGUGUACGUGUGGCAGAUGGACACAGGCGCGCUGGACCGCUGCGUGAUGGGUAUAACGGCGGUGGAGAUCCUGAACGCCUGUGACGAGCUGGCGCCGGCCACCGUGGAUGCUCUGAGUCACUCGGCUGUGAACCUGAAGCAGGCGAUGACUCGCCGCAGCCUGGCGGCGCUGAAGAACAUGGCCCAGCACAAGCUGCAGACGCUCGCCACCAACCUGCUCGCUGCCGACAACGCCGACAAGGGCAACCUGCCAAAAUACUCCCACAAUGCCCUGGUGGUGCAGUCGAUGAAGACCAACCUGACGGACCCGGACAUGCACGUGCUGUUCUUCGACGUGGAAGCCGUGAUCAUCCAGCUGCUGACGGAGGAAGCCCAGAGACCCAACCCCAUGCUGGUGUCUCCAGAGUCGCUGCAGAAGAGUCAGGCCGGGGCCGACAAGGGCGGCUCGUUCCUCGCCAACAAGAUCUUCAAACAGGUGAAGGAGACCAUGAAGGAGACCAUAAAGGAGCACCUGCUGGACGAGGACGAGGAGGAGGAGGAGGAGAUGAGGCGGCGCGAGGAGAAGUCCAAGUCUCUGAGUCUGCUGGAGUACAACCUGACCAUGGACACGGCCAAGCUCUUCAUGUCCUGCCUGCACGCCUGGGGCCUCAACCAGCAGCUGGACGGCAUCUGCCUGGAGCGACUGGGCAUGCUCCGACCACACUGUCCCAUCUCUUUUGGCCUGAUCUCCAGAGGAGGUCACAUGUCCCUCAUGCUGCCCACCUUCAAGGAGUCCUUGCUGUACCAGUUGUCCCUGGCGACGGGCCGUAAGCUGACUCUGUCGGACAUCGUGGGGAAGGGGACGUACGGCGUGUCCAGGGCCGUCACCACGCAACACCUGCUGUCCGUCAUCUCGCUGGCCAACACGCUGAUGGGCAUGACCAACGCCACGUUCGUCGGGGAGCACAUGAAGAAAGCACCGGCCAGGCCUCCCAGACCAGGAGGAACCCCGGAGUCUCCUCGCAGGACGCCGGCUGUCCCGCCCCAGCCCUCCUGCCCGGCGCUACAGGCCCAGAUCAAACAAGCUGCUGUAGCCACCGCAGCCAACGCUGGUGCUGCCACUGUGGCUGGGGCUCGGGGGCCCCCCGGGGGCCUUCCCCAGGGGGCUCCUGGUUUUCCCAGCCCCGGCCCUGCUUCACAUAACAUCCCCUCAGUAAACGAAGGUUGGAGCCAGCUGGCAGCCAUGCACUGUGUGAUGCUCCCCGACCUCCUCGGCCUGGACAAGUACAGACCUCCUCUGCUGGAGAUGUUGGCGAGGAGAUGGCAGGACCGCUGUCUGGAGGUACGAGAGGCAGCACAAGCUCUCCUGUUGGCCGAGUUGAGACGAAUCGGCCAAUCAGGACGCAAGGACACCAUCGACGCGUGGGCUCUGUACCUGCCUCAGUAUGUGGACAUGGUCAGCUCACCUGGGACAACCACAGAGUCCUCUCCUCAAGCUCCGCCCCCUCCUGAUGCCCAACCAGUGGAAACCAAGGCUCCUGAGGAGGAAAUGGACGUCACUGAUGAUGACAUCACAGCAGAUUUAACCGAGUGA